UUUCUCCGGUGAAGUCUGUAUGGAGCGAAGGCGCGUCUUCCGCCUAGUGGAGCGGCGGGUCUCGUAGCGGUCAGCGGUUAGCGCUCUGCACCGCGAAACCUCAGCUGACGCCGAGCCCGAUUUUCACGCUCACAGCCGCCAACACCGGCGUCGACUAUCUGAACCGGUCGUGGGCCUCCCCCUUAGGUCGACUCAGCCUCAAAUUAGUAACCUUGCGUGGUGUGUAGUCAGCAUCGUCACUCGGCAAAAAGGCGACCGGGCGCGCUGCUGACCACCCACCCCGCUCGUGUUCCCUGCCGGGCUUCGUAGGUGCUGCUACCCGCUAAUAACACUUGUCCCCAACAGUCUGCUAAGGCUACAGGGGUGGGACGAUCUUUGUAUUUGUGUCUUCUACCAGUGUACGGCUCGCGAUCAACAGAAGUCUCGACGAAGUGAGCACGGGAGUCAUGGCUCGCGUGUGGAUUCUCCUCUGUCUCUGUUGUGGGGUGUCAAAGUGGUGGGCGGCGCAAGGAUCCCCCUCUGCCAUCAGACGACGCAGGGGCUGGGGGACCCCUCCCAUCACAGUCACCGAGGGCGAUGGGCAAGGGGUGCCCAGAUACCUGAGAUUCGUGAUCUCGGACAUCUCAAAGCUCAUGGACGUGACGUACGUGAUGACGGGGGAGGGGGUCGACCGUCCCCCGAUCGGGGUCUUCUCCAUGGACCCCAAAUCCGGACGCAUUUACCAGCAGAAGGUGGUGGACCGUGAGGAGAUCCCCACUUACACCCUGGAGGUGCAGGCCUACGAUGAGCAGGGGAACGCGCUGGAGAACCCGUUCGACCUCGUCAUCCACGUGAAGGACAUCAACGACAACGUUCCGCAAUUCUCGCGUGCCACCUACCCGGCCAGCGUCACCGAGGGCGCCGCCAAAGGUACGUUCGUCGUGCAGGUGAUGGCAUCGGACCGGGACGAGCCCGGAACACCGGCCAGUGCCCUCGCCUUCCGCCUCGUAUCCCAGCAGCCGCAGGGGACCGACUUCAGGGUCAACCCCGCGGACGGUGUCAUCCGCACCAAUUCUCAGCUCGACCGCGAGACGGUGGAGUACUACGCGCUGGUCAUGGAGGUGGCCGACAAAAACGGAGAUGGAAGCGGAUGGUCCAGCACGGCCACCGUCUCCAUCACUGUGGCUGACAUCAACGACAAUGCCCCCAGGAUCGUGACCAAGGAGCUGUCCGGGGAGGUGGACGAGAACACGAAGGAGGUGGUGGUGGGGCGCGUGCGCGUGUUGGACGCCGACAAGGUGAACACGAGCGCGUGGCGAGGGCGCUACACCAUCGUGCGGGGCAAUGAGGGCGGCCAGUUCCGCGUGCACACCGACCCCGUCACCAACGAUGGGGUCAUCACGCUCAUCAAGCCACUGGACUUUGAGAAGAUGAGUUCAUUCAAGCUGGCCGUGCUCGCCGAGAACGAGGUGCCGUUCAUGGGGCCCCCGCCAGACUCGGCCACGAUCGCCUCCUCCAUGGCCAAGUUCACGCUGCGCGUGCGCGACGUGGACGAGCGGCCCGUGUUCACGCAGCGCCACGUGGACGCCAGGAUGCUGGAGGGCGUCAGCUCGGGGGGCACGAUUGCCACGAUGCACGCCGUGGCCUUCGCACGACCUGGUGGUCCAGCGCAGAGCGACAUCAGGUAUGGUGUGCUCUCUGACCCGGCAGGGUGGCUCAUUGUCGACCCAAAGACUGGCGCGAUCACCACAAAGCGUCCACCCGAUCGCGAAUCGCCCUUUGUGGUCAACAACACCUACACGGCCACCUUCAUAGCAGUCGACCCAGAUACCCCUGGAGGAACGAGCACAAGCACCCUGACCAUUCAACUGGACGACGCAAAUGACAACCCUCCUGCAUUGGUACAGCCCGCCGUGGCCCUGUGUGACACGGGGCCCAACUAUAUCAAGGUCACGGCCAACGACUCGGACUCGGACGCCAACGGAGCACCAUUCACUUUCGAGAUCCCAGCGGAGGCUCAGGAGGCCUGGGCCAUCACCGAGACCGAUGGCGUGUCGGCGAUUGUGAAGUACCGCGGAGGUCCCCGAAUUCCACGUGGCCUGCACUCCGUGCCCGUGCACGUGUCGGACCGGGCCGGCCUCGGGGCCACGCGGACCCUCAAUGUCUCCGCGUGCCAAUGCGGCACCAGCGGUCAUCCCGAACCGGACUGCGCCGUUGCGGCCGGAGAGGCCGGGAAGGCCCUGGGCAGCCACCUCUCGGACGGAGCCAUCGCUGGGAUCCUGGCCGGGCUGUUGGGGCUGCUCUUGGCCGCAAUCCUGUUGCUCUGCUGCUGCUGUAAGCGUGGGAAGAGCGCCAAGUCGGUUCUCUACUCGCUGGUGGACGCCCCCCACAGCUCGCUGUCCACCUGGACCAAGGGCGAAGAGGUGGACAAGGUUCCGAUCGCAGGGGCAGUGGCGGCGACGUCGCUAAAUGCGCCCAACGGGACCAAGGUUGCAAUGGCUGCAGGGUCCAGAGCCAUCGUCCAGGAGUCGUGCUUUGUUUCCGAUACCAAAACGUUAACCGCGGCAAAUGGAGCUCGCACGGCACACGGAUCAUCUGCGGCAGCGGCGGCGGCUGUGGCAAAUGGAGGCACAGCCGUGAGAACGGAGCAGGGCACCGUGGCCAAGGUUGGGCUGGGAAGCGCCGCUCACCUCACCGCCGCCGCCUCCACGACCGACGAUGGAGCUCAGAGAUUGGGGGGCUGGGCCGGCGCGUCCGGCGGCACAGGGGCCGCUGUGGGAGGCGUGACGGCCCUGCUGGGGGGCGACGGUGCGGCCCUGGAAUCGUGGCCGAUAACCACACUCGGCUCCUCAGGGUUCCGCGCGGGAGUGGCGACUCUGAGCCAAGAGAGCAGAGGGUGGGCGGACAACAAGCACUCCGAGUUUGCGUCUAUGGGCCUCGCCUCGGAGGGGAUCCUCGCCUCCGCUGUGGAUCGUCAGGUUGGCGCGUUCGCUGGCGCCUCGAGGGACAGCCAGAUCUACAGCUUCAUGGCCGAGAGCCUGCGGAUUAUGGACUCGGACUCCAGUAACGCCGCCGCGGACUCGCUGCUCAUCUACAGCAGGGAGGGCCAGGGAGGGUCCCUGCUGUCCCUCUCCUGCAGCGACAUUCUGCCCCGACAAGAGCCCCUGUGACCCGAGCCACGAGGGCUUCAAGAUGGUCGCAGUUGAAAGUCACGUCUGGCUCUUGUUCGGGUUCGCCGUCCGCAACUUUUUUUUUAUAUAUAUUAAAAAAAAGCUUUUAUUAUCAUUCAAGAAAGCCAGAAUACAAAGUAGAUUUUAAUAAAAGGGGGAAGGGGAAAAAAACGCCAGCAGGCAACGCGAAAUAAACUCUGCGCAA
Molecule: messenger RNA, 3354 nt
Organism: Petromyzon marinus (sea lamprey)
Lineage: Eukaryota; Metazoa; Chordata; Hyperoartia; Petromyzontiformes; Petromyzontidae
Product: B-cadherin-like
Biological process (GO): cell-cell junction assembly; cell morphogenesis; homophilic cell-cell adhesion
Cellular component (GO): catenin complex; adherens junction; plasma membrane
Molecular function (GO): beta-catenin binding; cadherin binding; calcium ion binding
Source: RefSeq, a predicted model, not a curated record